Scomber japonicus (chub mackerel) is the source of this 1118-nucleotide messenger RNA. RefSeq names its product serine/threonine-protein kinase MARK1-like. Gene Ontology annotation, biological process: intracellular signal transduction; protein phosphorylation; microtubule cytoskeleton organization. NCBI's taxonomy places the organism in Eukaryota, Metazoa, Chordata, Actinopteri, Scombriformes, Scombridae. The record is from RefSeq and is a predicted model, not a curated record. Gene Ontology annotation, molecular function: ATP binding; protein serine/threonine kinase activity; tau-protein kinase activity. Gene Ontology annotation, cellular component: cytoplasm.
UGAGGUGGCCUCCUUCCCGGGGAGAGAUGCUGUAGAGCAGCCGGCGGAGGAGAUGCUGCUGCCGGACUGAAGAGAGCAGAAAGCCGCGGAGGGAUCCAGAAAGAUGUCGAGCAGAGUCCGCCUGACCCCGGUGAGCGAGGCUGAACAGCCGAAGACCUCGGAGGGUCUCCCCGAGCCGCCGGCCCCGCCCACGAAGUCCUCGAGCCGCCACAGUCUGCCGCGAUGCCGCAGCUGCACGUCGGCGGCGGACGAGACGCCGCACGUCGGGAACUACCGACUGCUGAAGACCAUCGGGAAGGGAAACUUCGCCAAAGUCAAACUGGCCCGGCACACGCUGACCGGCCGAGAGGUCGCCAUCAAGAUCAUCGACAAAACUCAGCUGAACCCGACCAGCCUGCAGAAGCUCUUCAGAGAAGUCAGCGUGAUGAAGAUCCUCAACCACCCCAACAUCGUGAAGCUGUUUGAGGUGAUCGAGACGGACAAGACGUUGUACCUGGUGAUGGAGUACGCCAGCGGAGGUGAAGUGUUUGACUACCUGGUCGCUCACGGCAGAAUGAAGGAAAAGGAGGCCAGAGCCAAGUUCCGCCAGAUUGUGUCAGCGGUGGAGUACUGUCACCAGAAGAGGAUAGUACACCGAGACCUGAAGGCAGAGAACCUGCUGCUGGACGCCGACAUGAACAUAAAGAUCGCAGACUUCGGCUUCAGUAACGAGUUCACGCUCGGCAGUAAACUCGACACGUUCUGCGGAUCGCCUCCGUACGCGGCGCCAGAACUCUUCCAGGGGAAAAAGUACGAGGGUCCGGAGGUGGACGUCUGGAGUCUGGGAGUCAUCCUCUACACGCUGGUCAGCGGCUCGCUGCCGUUCGACGGACAGAACCUGAAGGAGCUGAGGGAGCGUGUCCUCAGAGGAAAGUACAGGAUUCCUUUCUACAUGUCGACCGACUGUGAGAAUCUGCUGAAGAAGCUUCUGGUUCUGAACCCUGGAAAGAGAGGAAGCCUGCAGCAAAUCAUGAAGGAUCGAUGGAUGAACGUCAGCUACGGCAGACGAAGAGCUGAAAACCUUUUACAGAGCCUGAAGCGGACUACGACCUGAAACGCAUCGAGCUGAUGGAGACGAU